Lingula anatina is the source of this 1402-nucleotide messenger RNA. RefSeq names its product fatty acid hydroxylase domain-containing protein 2-like. Lineage: Eukaryota; Metazoa; Brachiopoda; Lingulata; Lingulida; Lingulidae. Gene Ontology annotation, molecular function: iron ion binding; oxidoreductase activity. The record is from RefSeq and is a predicted model, not a curated record. Gene Ontology annotation, biological process: lipid biosynthetic process.
CCUUGACCUACAUAGGUGCGCAUGCUUGCUUGGUUGCAAAAUAAAAACAAUCCGACGACGUAACACCAGAGCUGGUUAAAAAGUGGAUUGAAAUCGAGAAGGGAAAGAUCGGAGAAAGAGUAAAAAAAAAAAAGAUCAUCAUGCUGGCCCAAGAAGGUCCUGUUACUUCUACAGAGUCUAGUCCUCCACAGAAGGCAGUACGGCUGGUAGACUCUGUGAGAAAGGCAGCGUGGAUCAUAGGCUCAGCUCUCAUUACUUUUGCUGCUUUUAGGAAUUCUGUGACUUGGCAUUUACAACAAGUGUGGGGAGCAUCAGGAGAUUUUUGGCAAAGACAGUGGGAGAAAAUAUACAAUUUCUGUGAUGGAAAUGAGUUUGUCAUAGGAGUAAUUGGUGCUAAUUUGCUUGCCUUAGUAGUAUUCUGGACAUUCAAUGCACUGUUCCUGCUGGUGGAUGUCACUGGGUUUCCACAGAGUGUGCUCAAGUAUAAGAUACAGCCAGAUGCUAAUGUCCCAGUGGACCGCAAAAAGCUGAAGAAUGCAGUGCUCACAGUAUUGUUCAACCAGAUGGUGAUUGGACUCCCAGUUUGUGCUCUGUGGUUUGUGGUGAUGAGAUGGAGAGGUUGUCAGUACACGCCUGAAAGUCUUCCAACGUUUCAGUGGGUGCUUCUGGAAUUACUGGUGUUUUCACUGGCGGAGGAGUUUUUCUUUUAUUACUCACACAGGACCUUUCAUCACCCCCGCAUUUACCGCCUGAUCCACAAGCGUCACCAUGAGUGGACUGCCCCCAUAGGGAUCAUAGCACUGUACGCCCACCCCAUUGAACACAUCUUCAGUAACAUGUUACCAGUGUUCAUGGGGCCGACCAUCAUGGGAUCCCACAUGGCCACUUCUUACCUGUGGCUUGUACUGGCCCUGUUGUCAACCACCGUGUCACACUGUGGAUACCACCUGCCCUUCCUACCCUCACCUGAGGCACAUGACUUUCACCACUUCAAGUUCACCAACAACUUUGGAGUUCUUGGUGUUUUGGAUCGUCUUCAUGGCACAGAUAACCAUUUCCGUGCUUCAAAAGCUUAUGAGCGCCAUGUUUUGCUCCUCAGCUUGACUCCGAUGAGAGAAACUAUCCCAGAUGUGGUCAAAGGGAAGAAGAUGUGAGGGUGGUUCUCUCUCUUAAAUUUCUACUUUCUUGCUAAAAGAACUAGGUGUCAUUUAGGACAUAUAACUGUAUACAUGUAGCUUAUUUACAAUUCAGCUGACAUCUUUUAGACGUCCUAUUUGUUGUACAAAACAGGGUAUGUAUAUGCGUACUCUUGUUGGCAAUGAAUGAACAACGACAGAAUCUCUCUUCCUCUUUGGUUUAUAUCAUGUUAUAUUAUGUUUGAUGCUUCAACACAGUUUGGUGU